ACUUGGCCAUAGACUCAAAACCGAAUAUGAAGAGUUCCAUUGCAAUUGCCUUGCUCAUUGUGGGCGUAGUUGGAGUCAGCGUUCAGGCUGCCUCGGUGGCGAAACCCACCUGCGGUGGCACCACCUCCUCCAAGGACAUCAAUCUGGUGAUUCCAACGAAUCCGCCCAGAGAAUGCGAGUACCACAUCAAUGCAUACAGCAAAUAUGUGUGCCAGCUGCGCAUUGACUUCGCCAUGACCCUCGCUCAGCCAACGUUGCACGAACAAUCUGGAGGACUGAAGACGGCCGAAUGCGAUCAGGAUUACUUCGAGGUCAACGGUCUGAGACUGUGCGGUGUUGAGGUCUGGCAGCACAUCUAUGUGCCCUUCAAUGCCACCGCUGGCGUCUCACGCAUCGAUCUGCUGAUUGCUCUGGCGAAUCGUGCCGGCGGUGUUUCGCUGCCCACACCCGACUGGAACAUGGUGGUGAGCCAAUUGGAGUGUCCCGCUGGCGCUUCGGUGCGUGAGCUUGAGAUUGAGCAGCGCGCCACCUCUUACACCGAUGGCUUCCAAGUGGCGCCACCCGGUUGUCUGCAGUAUUUCCCAGAUGCCAAAGGCGUGGUCAAGUCCUUCAACUACAACGAAGGCGCCGGCAUUUAUCCAUCGCAUUUGAACUAUGCUAUCUGCUUCCGUCGCGAUACUUCCACAACAGCACUCACCAUUCGCUCGUACUUCUUCCAUGUGGGCGCCACUUCAGCAGCAACCACUUUGCUCACCGAUAGCUCGUGUUAUCGCAGCGGCAGCUCCAGCGUGCAGAAUGCCGAUUUUCUGAUGGUGCCACAAGCCACAUUGGUGGCGAACAACGAACGCGCCACCUACUUCUGUGGCGCCACCAGUGGCGAUGUGGUCAUAACCAGCGACAACCCAGGUCCUUUGAUUGUGCUUUUCAACAGCGAUGGCAUCUAUGAACCACAUGACGAGGGCUUCGCUUUCACUUAUACAGUUCAAUAAAAAGCUUCGAGGGGAGCGUGCAGCAGCUGCGGUUAAAAUAAACAUUUAACUUGUUAACUGAUUUAUUGACGAAAAUAACAUUGCUAUCUA
Messenger RNA from Drosophila albomicans, 1079 nucleotides. RefSeq lists its product as uncharacterized. Bases 27 to 989 code for a protein of 320 amino acids. NCBI's taxonomy places the organism in Eukaryota, Metazoa, Arthropoda, Insecta, Diptera, Drosophilidae. The record is from RefSeq and is a predicted model, not a curated record. The transcript is spliced from 3 exons.